This is a messenger RNA of Colletotrichum tamarilloi, 249 nucleotides long. RefSeq lists its product as uncharacterized. NCBI's taxonomy places the organism in Eukaryota, Fungi, Ascomycota, Sordariomycetes, Glomerellales, Glomerellaceae. Bases 1 to 249 code for a protein of 82 amino acids. The transcript has a single exon. The record is from RefSeq and is a predicted model, not a curated record.
AUGAUUGCUCAUCGCUCCAUACUCUUGCAGUGCUUUGCUUCGCGAUCUUGGCUCAUUCUCGACCAUCUGAGGGACAGCGCAACCCAUACCGCACAGUCGUCCAGGAUGACGACUAUUGUCGAAAACCUGUCGGAAUGCUUGAACUGCAACAGACACCAGUCAGGUCGUUUACAUACAGGGGUCAGCGAAAAGGGAUUCAUCUCAUAUGCAACACACUUCUCUCUUUCCGCACGGACGUUUGAUAUCUAA